AUGAACUUGCCUCCUAGCGACCCUCCCUCGGAAAAUACAGAAAGAGGUAGCGACACAGCAAUGGCCAUUGUGCUUGGUAGCAUUUUUGUCGUUGCUGUACUCUUCAUGAUUUUAUGCAUCGUAUGGAGCGUCUUUUGGAGGAGACGCAGGAUGGCGGCCAUAGAGUCCAGAAGAAGACGGCAUUAUCCCGAAGUGGAGGCGGUGCCACAAAACGUCACCGGCGGGGAUGUGGAAGGGGCGCUGCUGGUCGGAGAGGACAACCGCAGUAUUCUUGAAAACGCGAGUGUCGUUUUGACGCGUGUGCGCUCGUUGUCGCCGUCUUUAAGCCUCCUUUCGGCCACGAAAGAGGGGGAUUCGGGGGAGUUGACAGUUGAUGCCGUCGCCCUCCGUGGCGAGAGCGACGAAGUGCGAGUUCCGCAGAGUGGUGAGGGAGGCGCGAAUUUGCUCCCGCAGCCCAGUCAACCGCGUACGUUUCGCCUGCCGAAGGAAAUUUACGACACCUCAACCAAUUCGGUGCGGAAGCUUUACGUGCGGCGACCAUCGGCGGCCGUCUACGGCUCGUCCGUUUAUAUCAGCAAGAACAAUUCCGUGGAACCGACAUCAAAUUACUGUGGAAGACCCCAAGAAUUGGCAGUGAGCGAGGAGGAGGGAAAAAAGGAAUGA
Molecule: messenger RNA, 663 nt
Organism: Trypanosoma cruzi
Lineage: Eukaryota; Euglenozoa; Kinetoplastea; Trypanosomatida; Trypanosomatidae
Exons: 1
Coding region: 1-663 (220 amino acids)
Source: RefSeq, a predicted model, not a curated record